This is a messenger RNA of Xyrauchen texanus (razorback sucker), 3297 nucleotides long. RefSeq names its product syntaphilin-like. NCBI's taxonomy places the organism in Eukaryota, Metazoa, Chordata, Actinopteri, Cypriniformes, Catostomidae. The transcript has 4 exons. The coding region runs from base 690 to 2183 and encodes 497 amino acids. The record is from RefSeq and is a predicted model, not a curated record. Gene Ontology annotation, biological process: neuron differentiation. Gene Ontology annotation, cellular component: mitochondrion; cytoplasmic microtubule.
UGUUACAGUGUAGACAGAGGGUGAAAGGCUGUCUUUGCCCAUGUCCCUCCCAGCUAAGAGAAGGUCAUCUGCUGGUUCUCGCAGACUUUCAUUGAAGGAGGAAUCCGUGCCAUAUCUGGGGACCAGAAUAUCAUAGAGACUGGAAGGUGGGCUCUUAUGACUUGGGCCAGUACACAACCACUUAGAACCUAGGGGUUCCUGUAGCUGAAAUGGCAGAGCCUGGGUUCGAUUCACAGGGAACACACCUUGAAAGAAUUGUAAGUCUUGCAAAAUGCAUGAAUGUAAAUAGAGAACCCUCUUGAAACUGCUUAGCAAUUCCCUAGACACCAUCCAGAACACCCUUGCAACCGCUUAGCAAUGCCCUAGUAACCACCUAAAAAAACCCUAACAUUGUGGUGGUGAGUUUGGCAUGGGAAAGUACCACUCACAUUUUCUUCAGAAAAUUUUUAAAGAUGUUGUUAUGACAUUGUAUUAGAUUCAUUGUCAUAAGUUUGAACUGUUGUAAGAGGCACCCAGUUUUACAGCAUAACAAGUUGAGUUUGCAAGGUUUCACUGUGACAGCAUGUUUGAUAUGACCCUCAGAGCUCAGCUGUCACUGUGUGUGUCAUAGAAAGCCUACGGCCCCAAGCAGCACUCAACACUCCCAUGGAGGCUUGUCUGUCCGUAGCAGGUACUCAACAACAUCCUGCAUGUGCACAGAGAGCAAUACUGUUUCACGCUCCAACCCAGCCACUCCACAACGACAGGUGAAGUAUGAAGCCUGUGGUGAAAAUCACGGGAUCCGUCCACCUACCCCUGAGCAGUAUCUCACCCCACUGCAGCAGAAGGAAGUCUGUAUUCGUCAUUUACGAGCUCGGCUGAAAGAGAAUGUGGAGAGGCUUCAGGACCAAGACUCUGAGAUCGAGGAUUUACGGAUGCGGCUGACUCAGAUGCAGGAGGACUGGGUCGAGGAGGAAUGUCAUCGCAUUGAGGCCCAGCUGGCCUUAAAAGAGGCACGGAAAGAGAUCCAGCAGCUUCAGCAGGCUGUGGAAACCGUACAGUCAAAUCUAGGGGUCAAUGAGUCAGAUCAACAGGAGUGCAAGUCUGAAGCUCUGGGUGUAUGUAGGGUACGGCCACGAUUUGGGGCAUCUAGGUCUUGUGGCUGCUCUCCGGCCCAUACCAUGAGUCGCAGUGCCACCUUUACCAGAUUGAGUAGUGAGACAUCACCUGGCACCACCGACCGUAACGGAAACGUACCUUCUGACCGAUACAUUCCCGCCAACAGAGGGGCGAUGACGUUACCAAGAGGUGAUGGGCGCACUCAUCUCCUUUUAGAAGCAGCUCGACUGUCUGAGCAAGUCCCACACUCAACGCUAUGCUCUGCUUUGUCAAGCUCCUCUACUUGCGAGAGGUUGUGUAUCGGAGAGACAGUGUUGCCCGUUAGUCCAUCUUGCCAUGCUGUGAACAACUGCAGCUGUGGUCCACACGCCUACCUCCCUCACCACCAUCUAUUUUUGCAUCUCCCACAGGAGGAAGCACCUCCUCAACCGACCCCACCAACAGCGCCAACUAGUGCAUCGGAGGUCGAUAAGCCAGGCUUCCGAUCACAGGCAUGCAGCCCCACCAUAACCUGGAUCUCUGAAGGAGGUGGAGGCGAGGAUCUGAGCGUCAUCACUUCAGCAACCUGCACACAGGGCGUUACCCUAGCUAAGCCACAGAUGUUUUCACAAUCUUCCACCGCUACUUCCCCGGCUCAGAUGUCUUACAUCACUGAACCUUUGCCGCUAGACAACACCGUUGAAUUUACAUCAUCAACAACGACACCUACGGUGUUGACCAAGUCUCAGGUUCAGCAACCUUGUCCCAGGGUGUCUCUACCUUUAGAGUUGCCGCCACAGGAGGCGAUUAUAGUAAAGGUCAGUGAUGAAGAUGGAAUGGGUGGCGUUUGUGCCACAAAUGAGGCAGAAUCAGCUUCCCCUGAGAGGAGUCACUGGAGCCGUUACUUCCUGAUUGACCUGCUAGCGGUGGCUGUACCUUUUGUUCCUACACUGGCAUGGUUUUGCCGAGGAGCACGGAAUGAAGAUAUGCCCAUGUACAACAUGGGCUCCCUGCUGCGUGGCUGCUGUGCCGUUGCGCUGCACUCUCUAAGAAGAGUCGGCAGGGGCUGUAGUCCUUCAGGAACAGGCAGAGCGACCCCUAUCUAAACAAUUUUGCAUUACGGUACCAUCAAAAACUUUUAAUUUUGUCCUUAAUCUUCCCAGCUAGGUAACAGUUUUGAACCAAAUAGGCCUAAGUCCAUCACACUUAGGUUGUCCUUUAAGGCCCCUCUUGUCUGCUUUAUUUCCUCCCAUUCCAGGCUGAAACUGAGCAGCCAGUACAUACACAAAAAUAGCUGCAAACAGCAAUAAGCAGAAUCCAAGUUGACCAGAGAAUCAGCACAAAAAAAUUAAACUAAACUAUAUUUCAGUACAGUUAUAUGAGAGACUUAAAUCUAACACAGCUAUGUAGAAAAUCGGUUGCUUGUGACAACUGUCAGUUAAUGUAUACAAAUAAGUGGUCAUAAUAUAUAUAUAUGUGACUGCAGAAUGCUAUGAUUGACCAAUCACAAUUAUUUAUUCCAGAUAGCUAUAUAAAAAGGGUAUAUAAUUGUCUGUUUCAGGAAAUUACAACUAAAAACUACACUCUCUGCAUGUAACUCGGUGUUACAUAGACAUCAUGGGUGCAGAAAGCAGAUUUGUUCUUUACAUUCUACUUAUGCAACCUCCAUGUAUAUCCAUCCCAUUUAAUUACAAAAUUUGGUACAUUUUCACCAUAUAUAGUUAUAGCUGCUUAAGAGAGGACUAAUAACGCUUAAUAAUUCAUACAUUUGUAAAGCUAAGCCUCCGUUUAUUUGAGGUAGCGCUGAAGUAUCUAAAAAAAAUGGGUAAUCAUGGCUUUGCUGUAGAUUAUUGUAGGGGCUGGUUAGAAUGCAUGUUAACACAAUAAUUCCUAGUAGUUACCAACAUUAAAGGUAUAGCUUAUAUUUAUUUUUGGAAAAACCUUCAUAUAAGUGCAUCACCACAAAAUAUGACCAUGAAUUUAGAACCUGUCAACAUUUGACUCUGAUUGUCCAUUUUGAUUGUUUGAUUCAGUUUCCCAUUGAAAAUAAAGUGUUUCACUGAGACUACAAACUUUGGUUGCGCUGAUUUUAUUAUCUUUAUUUAGAGUGUCCUAUCCAGGUAUAACACAAUUAUCCAGUGUGGGACUUUGAUCAAUUAGAUUUUACUGUAGGCAUUCGUCAUGAUCAUGGCUGGUUUAGACAAUCUCGGAAUAGGUAGC